Messenger RNA from Lathyrus sativus (Indian pea), 813 nucleotides. Lineage: Eukaryota; Viridiplantae; Streptophyta; Magnoliopsida; Fabales; Fabaceae. The record is from the annotation of a GenBank genome assembly.
AUGGGAAUAGUAGAAGAAGCACACAACGUGAAACUCAUAGGAUCAGGUUCACGGUUCAUAGUUCUAGCUCACGGAUUUGGCACAGAUCAAUCUGUAUGGAAACACCUCGUACCUCAUCUCCUCGAAGAGUUUCGUGUCAUACUUUAUGACAACAUGGGAGCUGGUACAACUAAUCCAGAUUAUUUCGAUUUCGAACGUUACUCAACGUUAGAAGGAUAUGCUUAUGAUUUACUCGCAAUCUUGCAAGAACUUGGAGUUGAUUCUUGUAUCUUUGUUGGUCAUUCGGUUUCUGCUAUGAUUGGAACUGUUGCAUCAAUUUCUCGUCCUGAUUUGUUUGCCAAAAUCAUCAUGAUAUCUGCUUCUCCAAGGUAUUUGAACGACAGUAAUUACUUUGGAGGAUUUGAACAAGAAGAUUUAGAUCAAUUAUUCAAUGCUAUGGCAUCAAAUUACAAAGCAUGGUGUUCAGGCUUUGCUCCAAUGGCGAUUGGAGGGGACAUGGAGUCAGUGGCAGUACAAGAAUUCAGUAGAACAUUGUUCAACAUGAGACCAGACAUAGCCCUAAGCGUGUUACAAACAAUUUUCAAAAGUGACAUGAGACAAAUAUUAUGUCUCGUCACUGUCCCAUGUCACAUUAUACAAAGUAUGAAGGACUUGGCUGUUCCGGUCGUGGUGGCGGAGUAUCUCCAUCAACACGUCGGCGUCAAGUCCAUCGUGGAGGUGAUGUCGACGGAGGGUCAUUUACCGCAGUUAAGCUCGCCGGAUGUUGUUAUCCCGGUGAUACUAAAACACAUUCGUUAUGAUAUUGUAGCUUGA